Molecule: messenger RNA, 681 nt
Organism: Diaporthe amygdali
Lineage: Eukaryota; Fungi; Ascomycota; Sordariomycetes; Diaporthales; Diaporthaceae
Exons: 1
Coding region: 1-681 (226 amino acids)
Source: RefSeq, a predicted model, not a curated record
AUGACCAGCAGCCAUCAUUUCCUCAACUGUAUCAUCAAGGACAUCCACGGACGGCCCUGCACGGGUAUACCUGUUACCCUGAUCUGUGUCUCCCACCCGACCAACGGCUUCCAGGGAAUUACAGACGCUUCCGGUAUAAUCUGGAAAUGGACUCGCAUCCGCACCGAGGGGCUCGACCAGAGGCAACUAUUUGUACAGGGUUUACCAGGCACCCUCUGGCGUGUCACUUUUGACGCACAUGCGCACAUGCCACCAGACCACCCCUUCCCCUUCGCAACCAUCGACUUCUUCAUUCCACAGGAAGGGGAUGGGAAUAUCACCUUCGUCCUCGGUCCACGCACACUCAACGUGUACAACAGUGUCGCGCCCUUCUCAGCACAACAGACAGCUACUACAGCCGAUACCCCCGGCCAGACAGGCUCACCCUAUCUGCUUGGUCGGCGAAACUCGUCCUCCGUUCCUCUUUCAGCUAUGUCAGAUCUCACCACCUUCAAUCUUGAUGAGCGACAGCCCUUGUUGUCGGACGUGGGAGCGCCCGGCCAGCUGGUGGAAAGUCCUCGAGGGGACAAUGUUUCAGAGAACGGCGAAGUUCUUGACAGCAUCACUAGAGGUCGCCCUAAGCGCAAGCGCGAUGCAGGAGGGGAUCAAGAUGUGAUCACGAGGAAGCGGCAUAGGAGGUAG